This is a messenger RNA of Poecilia latipinna (sailfin molly), 1352 nucleotides long. RefSeq names its product serine protease 33-like. Gene Ontology annotation, biological process: proteolysis. The transcript has 6 exons. The record is from RefSeq and is a predicted model, not a curated record. Bases 213 to 1133 code for a protein of 306 amino acids. Gene Ontology annotation, molecular function: serine-type endopeptidase activity. Lineage: Eukaryota; Metazoa; Chordata; Actinopteri; Cyprinodontiformes; Poeciliidae.
GAGUCAGAAUUGAGCGGAGAUCGCAGGUUUUUGGGGACAAACGGAUUUCUGUCCGUUUUUAAGAAAGUUUUAAGAAAAGUGAUACAACUUCCUAAACUUUAGUUUCUGCUGUGUCAUCAAGAGGGGGAUUAAGUGCAUCGUUUGACGAUUUAUUGAAAUAACCAGGUUCAAACUAUUUAAAGAGAUUUUUUUUAACGUAUUUGUUCGUCAAAAUGGCGACGAAGGUGCUCCUUUCUGUAUUUUUUUUGUGCGUAACAGGUUUGCGGGGCUCCAACGCGCAGGUAUGCGGCCGUCUGCAGAUGAAGGACAGGAUUGUAGGAGGGGUGGACGCCUCGAAUGGGGCUUGGCCAUGGCAGAUAGAUAUUCAGAAAUCUAACGAACAUGUCUGUGGAGGCUCCCUCAUCACGCAGGACUGGGUGCUUUCAGCUGCACAUUGCUUCCCCAAUCCAUCCGAUCCGUCCUCCUACGUUCUGUACAUCGGACGGUACCAGCUGAAUGGGAUCAACGAGCACGAGUUGUCCCGUACAGUGAAGCGCAUAGUGAUUCCAUCUGGUUACCAAGACCCCAACAGUGGCAAAGACAUCGCUCUCCUGCAGCUGUCCAGCCCCGUGUCCUGGAGCAACUACAUCCAGCCUGUGUGUUUGCCUGCGCCGGGAACGUUGUUUCCCACUGGGAUGACCUGCUACGUCACUGGCUGGGGAAACAUCAGGGAAGACGUGCCUCUGUCAGGAGUUGGGACUCUGCAGGAAGUGGCGGUGCCAAUCAUCUCCCAGGCUUCCUGUCAGGAAAUGUACCAAAUGAAUCGGGUGGAGCAGGUGGACAUUCUAUUCGACAUGAUCUGUGCAGGAUACCAGCAGGGCGGCAAAGACUCCUGCCAGGGCGACUCAGGGGGGCCGCUGGUCUGCAGCAUGGUGAAUGGCACCUGGGUGCAGGCGGGAGUGGUGAGCUUUGGACUUGGUUGUGCGAAGCAGAACAGGCCGGGUGUUUACACCAGGCUGACCAGCUACUCCGACUUCAUCCGCUCCACAGUAGCAGAGGUCCAGCUGUACGGAGGAGCGCAUCGGAGUGUGUGUGGCUGUGUUGUUGUGCUGGCCAGCUGUCUGUCUAUCUUCCUGAUGCUGACUUGGAGAUAAAACAGUUUUUUAUAUUUAAGAGUUGGAACAAGAAACCCACUAUGAAUGAAGGAGUUAAAUUGUUUCUGAUAGUUUUAAUCAAAUUUGUAAUUCUUUUAUCCUGUCUGCACACUAAGCCAUAUGGAACUUUGUAACCCGUUCUUGUUUUUAAUGAAAAUUUAUUUGAUUUUAAAUACAAAUGAGAAGUUUAAUUUCGAAUUAAAGAAAAAGUUUGAUUAA